Molecule: messenger RNA, 5568 nt
Organism: Hipposideros armiger (great roundleaf bat)
Lineage: Eukaryota; Metazoa; Chordata; Mammalia; Chiroptera; Hipposideridae
Gene: PCDH8
Product: protocadherin 8
Biological process (GO): homophilic cell-cell adhesion
Cellular component (GO): plasma membrane
Molecular function (GO): calcium ion binding
Source: RefSeq, a predicted model, not a curated record
CUGCUUGGUCUCCCUACACUCAGGACUCCUGUAUCUCUUCUGGAAAAAGCUCAGAACACAUUCAUUCCCUCGGAUUUGAGGGGGGAAAAAACACAGAUAAGAUGCUGAGAGCAGGACUAAAAUCAGAAUUCAGAAGAACGUUUAUUGAAUGCAGUCUGCUUAUCAAAUCCAUCGCCUUUUUAAAAAUAUUUCUUCCAGUGGAUGACUUUGGUUACCUCUCCUCUCUCGUGUGCAUUUGCAUAGCCCGUUUAAUAAAGCUCUUGAACAAUAAUAAGAAUUCGUCUUGUACCUACUUGGAGUCCCAUCUCCCUGAUCUUUCGGGAUGCUGGAGGAGGGAUACCUGUGGGGGCAGCGCGAAGCCAGCCCAGCGCAGAGCUUGGCAGUGCCCAAGCUCCACACUUUCUUAGGCAGAUGGUUAAGUUCCCCCAGGUUCGUGCCAGGUUUCAACAUCAUGCUGUGAUUUUGUCCUUCUGGAACAGGAUAAGUGUUGCUUCCCAGAGUGGCCUUAUUCGAACAGAAAGAAAACCCUCUAAAUAGGCGGAACAAGGCAUCAGGAGAGAAAGUUCUCUAAAUGCACUUUAAUAUGAGCCGGGUAUUGUGUGGAAUUCAGCGCCCAUCACCGUUUAGCUGGAGAGUUAUGGCAGUGAUUGGGGAUGAAUAGAGGAACAUAAUGGAUACAUGUGGCGUUUGCUCAUUAUAUUCAAGUUAGCCCAACUCCACUGUGGAAACUGUUCAACUUUCUCUCCCCUUAGCUUGUCACUGUGAAAUAAUACAGACAUUGGGGCCUCCAAUGGGAUCGCCUGCCACGCCAUUCUAUUUCCACUGCUAACGAGGGCUUCAUAAGCCUUUGAUACAGUCUGAUCUUUGAAACCUUUCCAAAUCUCCUCAAGCUUAUGCUAAAUCCUAUUUGGAACUUUUUUUUCCUUGCCUGCUAGCGCCCGGCGCUUAAGAAAGCCAUUUGGACAGUGACAUGCAUACUAACGCAUCGCAGCGCUCUUUUCUGAAAGGGAAGUGGCAACUCUGAUCACCGGGGCUCACACGAGCAAAACACAAUUGCGCACACAAAUUUGAAUACAAUUAAUUUUCCCUUCUCCUUUGGGCUCCUUAAUCGAGAGGCUGUUCCGAGGGCGCCGUGGGAAGCUGAAAGAAGGCGAGCAGAGCCUCACCGGGAAGAGCAAGAAUGUGGAGAGGGGAGCUUGCGAGAGCUUGGAAGCCUCCGAGGUGCAAAAUGCAGAAGGGUGGAGGGGCGGGGGUGGGGUGGGGUCCUGAGCCACGGGGGCCAAAUCCCAGCGUGUUUGCUCUUAGAUCAAGCAGCCGUCACAGGAGGGGCACAAUAAACAAAACCUGUGCCAACUCCUCUACAUACAAGGCGCUGACAGGGAAGGGAAAAAAAGCAAAAGGAGUUAAAGAAACAAAGGAAAGAUUCUCUAAUUUUCCUUUCUUGUUUUCCCCUCUAAGCCUUUCCACAUUAAAGGGAUUGUCAGAGGCUGGCGUAGGAGCGGCGCGAGGGCGAGGUCUCCAUUGGCUGCCUGGCUCGGGUGAUUUGCAUAUCAACGGCUAUAAAAGCGGAGGCGGCGCGCAGCGGCGCAACGCCAAAGAGGAGACAGGAGAGAGAGGUGCAGAGUGAAGGCGGGUCCGCGCGUCCUCAGAGCCAGCCUGAGCCGCGGAGCUGCAGCCAGCAGAAUUCUCCCGCACAGGGUUCGCAAAGAGCGUGCUCCGAAGAGCCUGGGACUCACGCCCGGACCUGCAGAUCCGAAAGGAAUCUCUUCGUCAGCCUUUUGGAAUAGCGCUUGGAGCUGGCGGCAUGAGUCCAGUGAGGCGCAGGGGCAGCCCCUGCCUUUUCCCGUUGCAGCUCUUCAGCCUCUGCUGGGUGCUGUCAGUGGCCCAGAGCAAGACAGUGCGAUACAGCACCUUCGAGGAGGAUGCUCCCGGCACAGUCAUCGGGACCCUAGCUGAGGACCUGCAUAUGAAAGUGUCCGGAGACACAAGCUUCCGCCUGAUGAAGCAGUUCAACAGCUCGCUGCUCCGGGUGCGCGAGGGCGACGGGCAGCUGACCGUCGGGGACGCGGGCCUGGACCGAGAGCGGCUGUGCGGGCAGGCCCCGCAGUGCGUGCUGGCCUUCGACGUGGUCAGCUUCUCGCAGGAGCAGUUCCGGCUGGUGCACGUGGAGGUGGAGGUGAGGGACGUCAACGACCACGCGCCGCGCUUCCCCCGAGCCCAGAUCCCUGUGGAGGUGUCCGAGGGCGCGGCCGUAGGCACGCGCAUCCCCCUGGAGGUGCCGGUGGAUGAGGACGUGGGCGCCAACGGUCUGCAGAGUGUGCGCCUGGCCGAGCCGCACAGCCCCUUUCGCGUGGAGCUGCAGACGCGCGCGGACGGCGCCCAGUGCGCCGACCUGGUGCUGCUGCAGGAGCUGGACCGCGAGAGCCAGGCCGCCUACAGCCUGGAGCUGGUGGCCCAGGACGGCGGCCGCCCGCCGCGCUCUGCCACAGCCGCCCUCAGCGUGCGCGUGCUUGACGCCAACGACCACAGCCCGGCCUUCCCCCAGGGCGCGGUGGCCGAGGUGGAGCUGGCGGAGGACGCGCCCGUGGGCUCGCUGCUGCUCGACCUGGACGCGGCGGACCCGGACGAGGGCCCCAAUGGCGACGUGGUGUUCUCCUUCGGCGCCCGCACCCCGCCGGAGGCGCGCCGCCUCUUCCGUCUCGACCCGCGCUCGUGCCGCCUCACCCUGGCCGGAGCCGUGGACUACGAGCGCCAGGACACCUACGAGCUGGACGUGCGGGCGCAGGACCGCGGCCCCGGGCCCCACGCCGCCACCUGCAAGGUCAUCGUGCGCGUCCGAGACGUCAACGACAACGCGCCCGACAUCGCCAUCACCCCGCUGGCUGCCCCGGGCGCGCCCGCCGCCUCGCCCUUCGCCGCCGCCGCUCUCGGCGGGGCGGACGCGACCUCGUCGACCGGCCCCGGGACGCCGGAGGCCGGUGCCAUGUCGCUGGUGCCCGAGGGCGCGGCGCGUGAGAGCUUGGUGGCGCUCGUCAGCACCUCGGACAGGGACUCGGGCGCCAACGGGCAGGUGCGCUGCGCCCUCUACGGGCACGAGCACUUCCGCCUGCAGCCGGCCUACGCCGGCAGCUACCUGGUGGUGACCGCCGCCUCCUUGGACCGCGAGCGCAUCGCCGAGUACAACCUGACUCUGGUGGCGGAGGACCGCGGCGCGCCCCCGCUGCGCACGGUGCGGCCGUACACGGUGCGCGUGGGCGACGAGAACGACAACGCGCCGCUCUUCACGCGGCCGGUCUACGAGGUGUCGGUGCGAGAGAACAACCCGCCCGGCGCCUACCUGGCCACGGUGGCCGCCCGGGACCCGGACCUGGGCCGAAACGGCCAGGUCACCUACCGGCUGCUGGAGGCCGAGGUGGGCCGCGCCGGGGGCGCCGUGUCCACCUACGUCUCGGUGGACCCGGCUACCGGGGCCAUUUACGCGCUGCGCAGCUUCGACUACGAGACGCUUCGCCAGCUGGACGUGCGCAUCCAGGCGAGCGACGGCGGCUCCCCUCAGCUCUCCAGCAGCGCCCUCGUGCAAGUGCGAGUGCUGGACCAGAACGACCACGCACCGGUCCUGGUGCACCCGGCGCCGGCCAACGGCUCCCUGGAAGUGGCAGUUCCCGGGCGCACCGCGAGGGACACAGCCGUGGCGCGCGUGCAGGCCCGGGACGCGGACGAAGGCGCCAACGGGGAGCUGGCGUUCGACCUCCUGCAGCAGGAGCCGCGGGAAGCCUUCGCCGUAGGCCGCCGCACGGGGGAGAUCGUGCUCACGGGCGACCUCUCGCAGGAGCCGCCCGGCCGGGUGUUCCGGGCGCUGCUGGUCGUAUCCGACGGCGGCCGGCCCCCGCUCUCCACCACCGCCACCGUCAGCUUCGUGGUGACCGCAGGCGGCGGGCGCGGGCGUGCCGGGAGCCCGGAGCACUCGCGCCCGCCCGGCUCGCGGCUCGCGGCGUCGGGGCCCGCGCUACAGUGGGACACGCCUCUGAUCGUCAUCAUCGUGCUGGCCGGGAGCUGCACGCUGCUUCUGGCCGCCAUCAUCGCCAUCGCCACCACCUGCAAUCGCCGCAAGAAGGAGGUGCGCAAAGGGGGGCCCCGCCGGGAAGAACGGCCCGGGGCGGCGGGCGGCGGCGCCUCGGCUCCUGGCUCCCCGGAGGAGGCCGCCCGGGGAGCCGGGCCCAAGCCCAACAUGUUCGACGUCCUCACCUUCCCUGGCAGCGGCAAAGCGCCUUUUGGCAGCCCCGCGGCCGAUGCGCCCCCGCCCGCGGUCGCGGCGGCCGAAGUGCCGGGCUCGGAGGGCGGCAGCGCCACGGGGGAGAGCUCCUGUCACUUCGAGGGGCAGCAGCGGCUCCGCGGCGCGCACGCCGAGCCCUACGGUGCCUCUCCCGGCUUCAGAAAGGAGCCUGCGCCUCCUGUGGCCGUGUGGAAAGGACACUCUUUCAACACCAUCUCCGGACGAGAAGCGGAGAAGUUCAGCGGCAAAGAUAGUGGCAAAGGGGACAGUGAUUUCAACGACAGCGAUUCCGACAUCAGCGGGGACGCUCUGAAAAAGGAUCUCAUCAACCACAUGCAGAGCGGACUGUGGGCGUGCACUGCUGAGUGUAAGAUCCUGGGCCACUCUGACCGCUGCUGGAGCCCGUCAUGUGGAGGGCCCAACACGCACCCCUCGCCUCACCCGCCCGCCCAGAUGUCUACCUUCUGUAAGAGCACAUCACUGCCCCGCGACCCUCUGCGCAGGGACAAUUUCUACCAGGCCCAGCUGCCCAAGACAGUGGGGCUGCAGAGCGUCUACGAGAAAGUGCUGCACAGGGACUAUGACAGGACAGUCACUCUGCUCUCCCCUCCUCGUCCAGGGAGGCUCCCAGACUUGCAGGAGAUCGGGGUCCCCCUCUAUCAGUCCUCCCCUGGCAGGUACCUGUCCCCAAAGAAGGAAGCCAAUGAAAAUGUGUAACCCUACGCUGCAUGCCUUCACACAUACACAGGUCACUCUGAGAAGCCCCUAAGUUAUUGACCGUUUUCAGUGUUGUAUAUAUAAAUAUGCAAGAUGUGCCUUAAAAUGAAGUUGUUGGAAGCUAUUUCCAAUCACAUUGGUACUGUUUGGUAUUUGCAAACAAAAAUGUAGUUAAUGUAAUUUUUAUGAAAUGUGUGCCGUAUUUCCUUUCUCUUAUCAUGCUAUUGACUUUAAUUUCACUUGCAGCUUGCCAUUUUCUUAGUGUUUUUAACCUGUACAUUGUGUAAUGUAAUGUUUGUAUAUAAUGAAAUUUUGUUAUAUUUUUAUAUAAUAAAAGCUAAAGUGGAAGUUAUUGCCAAAGGAAAUGUCUAUAAGACAAAAAAAAAUGUGUUGGAAUUACUUAAUGGAAAUUUAUCUUUUACCUGAAACAACCUUGUGUUUGAGAAGUUUUGCCUUGCCAAGUAUAACUUGUAUAUCUUGAGUCUGUGGUAGAUUUCAAGUUCAAUGUUAUUUAAUUACAUUUGGUUUUCUGUAAACCGUGUCACUUAUAAGCACAGUAAUAAAGGAUUUGUCAUGUG